AGAAGUUAGGAUGCAGUCUGUAGUCAAUCCAAUGUCUUUUCAAGUUUCUCAUAGAAUCAAAUAUGUUGUAUUCAUCUCUCUCGUGUUUGUAACAUGUUCUACAUCUUCCAAUGACACUUCUCAAAUAAAGUACGAUGUAUUUGUUAGCUUCAGAGGUGAAGAUGUCCGUAGAGGUUUCCUUAGCCAUUUGAUCGAGGCAUUUUCUCAGAAGCAAAUUGCUUUCUUCGUAGAUGAUAGCAUUCAAAAAGGGGAAGAACUAUCUGAAGCACUAUUUGGAGCAAUUGAAGAAUCAUAUAUUUCUUUGGUUAUAUUUUCAGACAACUAUGCUUCUUCAAGAUGGUGUUUGUCAGAACUUGAGAAAAUUUUGGAGUGCAGGAGAAAAAAUGGACAAACUGUAGUGCCUAUUUUCUACAAAGUUGACCCUUCAGACAUACGACAUCAAAGGAAUACUUAUGGAGAUGCCUUUGUCAAACAUGAAAGAAACUAUUCCUUGACUACUGUGCAAACCUGGCGAUCUGCUUUGAGUGAAUCUGCUAAUCUAUCAGGAUUUCAUUUAUCCCAAUUUCUAGAUGAAGCUGAACUUGUUAAAAAGAUUGUUAAAUCUGUCUGGAGGACGUUGAAUCAUGUUCACCAAGUUAACUCCAAAGGGCUUGUUGGAAUUGGUAAGCGAAUAGCACAAGUUGAAUCAUUGCUGCAAUUAGAAACAAAAGAUGUUCGCAUGAUUGGAAUUUGGGGCAUGGGAGGUAUUGGUAAGACAACUAUUGCGCAAGAAGUAUAUAAUAAACUGUGUUUUAAAUAUGACAGUUGUUGUUUUCUGGCUAACAUAAGGGAGGAGUCAUGGAGACAUGGAAUAAACUCUUUGAAGGAAAAGCUUUUUUCAACAUUAUUAAGAGAAGAACAUUUGAAAAUUGGCAGACCUUUUGGGUUCCAGAAGUUAGUUGAGAGAAGACUUCAUCGGAUGAAAGUUCUUAUUAUUCUUGAUGAUGUCGGUGACGCAGAGCAACUAGAAAAUUUAGCCAGAACAGAUUGGUUUGGAUCUGGUAGUAGAAUCAUUGUGACAACCAGAGAUAAACAGGUGCUUGCUGAGGAGUCUGCCAGUGUAUACCAUGUUGAAGCCUUAAACUUUGAUGAAUCUUUGCGACUUUUCAAUUUAAAUGCCUUUAAGCAAAAUCAUAUAGAGACAGAGUACGAGGAGCUGUCAAAGAAAGCAGUUGAUUACGCCAAAGGCAUUCCGUUUGUUCUUAAAGUUCUGGGUCACCGUCUUCAUGGGAAAGACAAAGAGACAUGGGAAAGUGAAUUAGAAAGACAACAAGUGCACAACAAAAAGGUUCAUGAUAUUAUUAAAUCGAGUUACUAUGAUCUUGAGGAGGAUGAAAAGAGGAUUUUUUUGGAUAUUGCAUGUUUUUUUUAUGGGCAGCAACUGCAGGUAAAGUACAUAGAUUUUUUAUUGAAAGAUCGUGAUUAUUCAGUGGCUGCGGGAUUGGAAAGGUUAAAGGAUAAAGCUUUUAUCAGUAUUUCUCAAGAAAAUACUGUAUCAAUGCAUGACAUCAUACAAGAAACUGCUUGGCAGAUUGCUGGCGAAGAAUCCAUUGAAAAUCCCAGAAGAAGCCAGAUUCGACUAUUUGUCCCAGAUGACAUUUAUGAUGUACUAACACACAACGAGGGUAACGAGGCUAUCAGAAGCAUAGUGGUCAACUUGUUGAGAAUCAAGCAACUACAUUUGAAGCCACAAGUAUUUACUAAGAUGAGCAAGCUCCACUUUCUAAAUAUUUACACUGCAGGAACUCGUGAUACUCGCUUCUACGAACGGUGGGGCUUGUAUCUUCAUCAAGGGCUCGAAUCCCUGCCGAAUGAGCUAAGAUAUCUUGGUUGGAUGCAUUAUCCUUUGGAAUCUUUGCCUUCAAACUUUUCUGCAGAAAAUCUAGUUGAGUUGCACUUGCCAUACAGCCGGGUGAAAAAACUAUGGCAUAAAGUGCCGGAUCUUGUGAAUUUAAAGGUCCUUAUGCUGUAUUCAUCCUCGAACAUAAAGGAGCUGCCAGACUUUUCAAAGGCCUCAAACCUUGAAGUAAUAGAUCUUCGAUCCUGUGUAGGGUUGACUAGUGUUCAUCCAUCAGUUUUCUCUCUCAAAAAGCUUGAGAAAUUAGAUUUGGAUGAAUGCAGAUCCCUUACAAGCCUUCGAAGCAAUGUCCAAAUGGAAUCCCUUCGUUACCUCUCCCUCUUUAAAUGCAUGGAACUAAAAGAUUUCUCGGUGACCUCAAAGAAUAUGAUAAUGUUGAAUUUAGAAAAGACAGAUAUCAAGCAACUUCCUUCAUCUUUUGGAUCUCAAAGCAAGCUUGAACACUUAAAUCUAAAGUUCUCUUCCAUUGAGAGCUUGCCUGCAGACAUGAAAGAUCUUAAAGGGUUGCAACAUCUCGAUCUACGAUACUGUAGGAAUCUUAGCUUCCUACCAGAGCUUCCUCCAUCUAUUGAAACACUAGAUUGCCGAGAAUGCGUGUCAUUGGGGAGCGUAGCAUUCCCUUCUAUUGCUGAACAAUGGAAAGAAAAUAAGAAAAAGGCUCUCUUUUGGAACUGCUUGAACUUGGAUGAACGUUCACUCAAGGCCAUUGAGACGAAUGCGCGAAUUAACAUGGUGAAAUUUGCACACCGGCAUUUGUCUACAUCUGGUGAUGCUCACGCUAUUUAUGUGUACCCAGGAAGCCAGGUUCCAGAAUGGUUGACGCAUAAGACCACACAUGAUGAUGAUUAUUAUGAUGAUGAUGAUGGUGGUGGUGGUGAUGAUUGCAUAACUUUUGCUCCAAAUCCCUCUCACCUGGGCUACAUUUUUUGCUUGAUUUUACCGGCAGUGCAGUAUUCGGAAAGGGUUUUGAAAUUGACGGUCAGUACUGAAGGUGAAGAUGAAGGUGACAGUAUGAUUGUGUACUUAGACAGACCACGUCAUACUAUUAAGUCGGAUCACGUGUAUCUGAUGUACAACGAAGCAUUAUCUCGCUUUCUAACCAGUCGUGCCAAACAGCAACCAAUGCUAAAAAUUAAGGUUACAGUAGCAACACUAACAUUCUCAUCAACAUACACGGAGGUGCAGUUAAGAGGGUUUGGGGUUAGCACAAUCAGCAAUCUUCUUCAGAAACGACAAUUGUAUGAUACUCCAAUUCCAAAGGAACAUUCUGAAGUCUGUCCAGAUGCUCUGUGGAAUAGCUGAGAGGGAAGAGAGAAUAUUACAGAGGAGGUAUAUAUAUAUAUAUAAUGUAUACAUAAAUAAUUUCGA
Molecule: messenger RNA, 3265 nt
Organism: Vigna umbellata (rice bean)
Lineage: Eukaryota; Viridiplantae; Streptophyta; Magnoliopsida; Fabales; Fabaceae
Product: disease resistance-like protein DSC1
Biological process (GO): signal transduction; defense response
Molecular function (GO): ADP binding
Source: RefSeq, a predicted model, not a curated record